UUUAUUCUCCAAGUUUUCCCUUCGUUCAAGUGUCACUUAUAAUUUUCAUAUAAAUCCUCACAUUAUAUACCACUCGUUUGGAGGGUUUUUUUUACACUAUACCCCAGACCCAGGGGCUCCCGGUAAUUUGUUCUGCCACAGAAUAUUAAGAAUAACGACAUUCAUCCGCCUCAGCACAUAUAAUUCGCACAUCGAACCCCGGUACUUGCUUCUCACAAGGUCGUUCUGUCCCUCUGUCUGUUCAGGCAGUUUAUCGAUCCUCGAUUUUCAGCAAAGGCCGUUAAGAAAACAGGCGAGAAGCUCACAUCAAAAACUUGGCGAGGUAAAGGGGCAACGACGCGCCCAGGGGCAACCCGCACCAUGGCAGUCAUGGCUCUCCUCACUGCCCACCGGGCUCUGAGAACCACAGCCCUGGCCACCUCGAUACCACCCGCCACAAACGUUGGACUGGCGAGGAGAUAUGCGUCACUCGCGGCUAUUCAUCAAGGCGUCCGUCGCUCAGAGAAUGUGCGGCCACAGGGCCGUCGGCCACCCACGGCAUCAUCAGCCUCGUCCGCCGCCUUGAGGCAGGAGUUUCAGGACAGCCUCAAGGGCAUGACGUAUGCCGAGAGACAAGCUGCCCGUGCCGAAGUGGCCGACUCGGCCUUCAAGAUCCGCAAGGGCAAGAAAGAUAUCACCCACGACCCGACAAAAGCUAGGCCCCUGUCCCGGCAGGCGCGCUUCUACGACGAGAAACUCAGCUUCGGGAAGAAGAGUCUAGUAAAUCAGCUACAGACGGGAAAGCUGGACCCCGAAUUAGUCGACAGGGUCGUGAAACGGCAGUCAUCCCCCGCACCUCUACGUCCCAGAUCCACCGGCUGGAGAGACUCGAAGCAGCCUGAAGACUCGUUUUCCUCUCUCGAAGGGAUGAAGCGGACAACCGAUCGGGCACCCUCUCAUGCCCCCCAGAACUGGGAUGGGUCAACUUCUGCUGUUGCCCCAGACGCGUCUUCAGACGAUUCAGCGCGCCGAGAGCGGCCCGCGCGUGGCGGUUCCUCGGGUUCCGGGAGGCGCUUAGAACGGGGCAGCUCUCGCUCUGGCUACACACGCUCUGACCGCCCAAGCCGUCCUAAUCGCGCAGAAGCCCCGUUGAGCCAAGAAUUCUCCAGCAGCACAGAACGCACAGAACGCACAGAAAGGGAUCCCGUGAGGCAAGCUAUCAAGCUAGAAGGUACCGAUUUACCCUCCUCUUGGAGCUCUUCCGCCGUAGAAGAAGGCGUAGAGAGACCGGCGCGCAGACAGUUCUCAGACCGCCCGGCGCGUUCAGAGAGACCGCCGGCGCCGUGGGAGCCGCGCGAGAGGAAGCCGUGGAAGGCGCGGGAGAAGGAGGCGUGGGAGCCGCAGGACAGCUCGGGCGGGUCGGCGCGGGAGCGGCGGUUCAAGAUCUGGCAGGAGCGGCAGCCCGUGUCGAUAAGAUACACGACGGCGGCGUCGCAGUUCAUUUACGGGCGGUCCGUGGUCACGGCGGCGCUGCGGUCGAUGCGGCGCAAGCCGUACCACCUCUACAUCUACGGCGGCAGCAACCGGCAGAACCCGGACCGCGACCAGGGCCUCGAGGCGCUCGCCACGCGCAGGGGCGUCGAGACCAGCGUGCUCAGCGACCAGGACGGUCUGCGCAUGAUGGACAAGAUGGCCGAGCAGCGGCCGCACAACGGCUAUGUCCUCGAGACGUCGCCGCUGCAGCAGCCGCCCCUGCACUCGCUGGGCCCGCUGAUCGAGGCGGGAGAAGAGGGCGGCGGCAGCGCCUACGAGGUCAGGCUCGACUACCAGUCGGAAGAGGAAAAGGCCAUCAACGGGGAGUCGGCCGUGAUGCCGCCGCUGAGCGCGACGCACAAGCCGCUGGUGGUGGUGCUGGACCAGGUGCUGGACCCGGGCAACGUGGGGGCCAUCAUGCGCAGCGUCGGGUUCCUGGGGGCAACGGCACUGGCCACCACUAAGCACGGGUCGGCUAAGGUGUCGGGUGUGACGCUCAAGGCGGCGUCGGGGGCGAGCGAGUCGGUGCCGCUGUACUCGAUCCCCAACCUGCCGCGGUUCCUGGCCGAGUCGCGCGACAACGGCUGGUCCGUCUACGCGGCGGUGCCGCACAAGCCGUCGGGCAGCGGCAGCUCGGCUUCGUCGACGCAGCACCGCCAGCUGGACGUGCACGACGUCGAGGAGCGCGACCCGCUGCGCCACGGGCCCUGCGUGCUGCUCGUCGGCAACGAGGGCGAGGGCCUCGCGCGCCACAUCGUCAAGUCCAAGGCCGACUUCGAGGUGGCCAUCCCCAACCUGUCGGCCGACGCCGCCUGCGUCGACAGCCUCAACGUCAGCGUCGCCACGGCGCUGCUGUGCUCGUCUUUCCUGAAAGGCCACGCCAAGGCGCAGUUCUCUAUAGCCGACUUGGAGCGUGAGCAGACGUCGCUAUUCUGAGCUAGCCGAGCAGGGGCGGGCUUUGUAUCAAAUCCUUUUCUCAUUUUCUUGUAACAACUAACUGUCAUUGUUUUACUAUCUUGUCACAUUUUGUAUCUGAAGAACACCUGUCCUACUACCAUCUAUCUAUCUUCCUCACCUUGUGACGACGACUAGACUCAUCUGUUCCCCUAUGCGCUGUACGCGUAUUGUUUCUUUCUCUGGGUUGUAUUAUAGUAGAGCAAAGGGGGAUAGGAAAAGAACUUAGAUAUCUGUAGAUGUAAUAGCGAACACGGUGCUGUACGCUCCGAGAAUGGCGCCCUCCCCCCAACUCUCCUCAUUUGGUUUAGCGCGGCCAUUGCAUCAUCCCCGCGACUCUACGCCCUUAAGCAGGCAGAAGAUGGUCAAGCA
Lasiosphaeria miniovina is the source of this 2838-nucleotide messenger RNA. RefSeq lists its product as uncharacterized. The transcript is spliced from 2 exons. Gene Ontology annotation, molecular function: RNA binding; rRNA (guanine) methyltransferase activity. The coding region runs from base 361 to 2448 and encodes 695 amino acids. Gene Ontology annotation, biological process: rRNA methylation. The record is from RefSeq and is a predicted model, not a curated record. NCBI's taxonomy places the organism in Eukaryota, Fungi, Ascomycota, Sordariomycetes, Sordariales, Lasiosphaeriaceae. Gene Ontology annotation, cellular component: mitochondrion.